AUGCUCUCCGCAUUCACUGCUCGGUCCAUUAUCGAGCUCAAGCAGAGGGACAAGUCCAAGAUAGAGACGAUACUUGCUUAUGGCGACCGCGUCCUCGUCGGCCUCAACACCGGCAGUCUACGUGUCUACCGACUCAACGAUCUCGAACCUCCACCAAACCUACAAGUCCAAUCUACGAACGGAUCAACCGCUUCCCAGGCCGAUGCUGCUCCCCAUGAAUCCGAUGCCGCGUCCCAACCGGCGCCGGCCCCCAGUAAGCCCGCCGCGAAGAAGCCUACAGACCUCCUCCGCGAGGUCGAGAAGUUCUCCAACCGCGCGAUCGAGCAGCUCGCAAUCAUCAAGGAGGCCAACACGCUGGUGUCGCUGUCCAACUACGCCAUAUCGCUGCACGACUUGCAGUCCUACGAGCCCAUCGACGGGUGCGCCCCGCUGCCCCGCACCAAGAACGCGUCAUGCUUCGCCGUCACGAGCAACAUCGUGCGGGACUCGGAGACGGGCAUCCCGGAGAUCAUCAGCCGUAUGGCCGUGGCGGUGAAGAGGAGGCUGCUCCUGUGGCGCUGGCACGAGAGCGAGCUGGCGCCCGACGUCGGCGAGGUGGUGCUGGCCGAGGCGAUCCGGACGGUGACGUGGGCCAGCGCCACCAAGGUGGUCUGCGGCAUGAACUCGGGCUACGUCCUCGUGGACGUGGUGUCACACGAGGUCGAGGACGUGGUCGCGCCGGGCGCCAUCGCCGGCGGGCAGGGCAACCGCUUCGGGGCCAUGAGCAGCGCGGGCAUGGGCUACAUGGGCCUCGGCGGCUACGUGCCGAGGCCGCUCGCCACCAAGCUCGCCGACGGCCAGAUGCUGCUGGCCAAGGACAUCAACACGCUGUUCAUCACCGACGAGGGCAAGCCCCUGCCCAACAAGCGGCAGAUCCCCUGGCACAGCGCCCCCGAGAGCGUCGGGUAUAGCUACCCCUACAUCCUCGCCCUGCAGCCGCCGGCCAAGGGCACCUUGGAGGUGCGCAACCCCGACACGUUGAGCCUCCUGCAGAACAUCAGCCUUCCCGGGGCCGCCAGCCUGCAUUUCCCUCCGCCGACGGUCAGCCUCGCGCAUGCGGGCAAGGGGUUCCAUAUCAGCAGCGAAAGGGCGGUGUGGAAGAUGGACGCGACGGACUACGACAGCCAGAUCGAGGAGCUCGUCGGCUCCGAGAAGUACGACGAGGCGAUCAGUGUGCUGGGCAUGCUUGAGGAUGCGCUGCUGAAGGACAAGACCCAAACGAUGAGGGAGGUCAAAAUGCAGAAGGCCGAGGUGCUGUUCCGGCAGAAGAAGUACCGCGAGUCCAUGGACCUAUUCAACGAGGAUGCUGUGCACGCACCGCCCGAGAGAGUACUGCGGCUCUUCCCAAAGUCAAUUGCCGGAGAGUUGUCCGCACACAGUGACGACAAGGACAGUGACAGCGAGUUGGAGCCGGAUGAGACCAACGAGAAGUCGUCUGAGCCACAUGAUGGGGAGCAUACUCGUAAAGAUACCGAUGCGGCUUCCUCGGCUGCCGAGGAGACACUGUCCCCAGCAACGAUGGGGGCAGGUUUCGCCAGAAUGCUACUAGGGCAUCGUAGCAAACCAAAGGACGCAGAUACAGCGUCGCUUGACUCGUCUGCGAAGCGAGGAGUGGACAAUGACGACGCAGUCAGCGUCAAGAGCAAGUCAUCCAAAGCAGGUGACGACAGCAAUACGCUAGAAGGCAAGGACCUGAAGGAAGCUGUUCUCGAGCUCCGGGGCUUCCUCGCCGGGACGCGCGCACGUCUCCAGCGCGUGUUGGACCCUGUCAGCGGUAAGCUGAAGACCAAGAUGUCACAGUCUGGCUCGAGCGAGGAAGCUCUCAAGAGUCUCAUCAGCACCACCGGCGGCAGAGACGAGUCGGACGAUGUACUGGAGCAGCAGCUCCAGGAGACGUUCAAGAUUGUCGACACGUGCCUAUUCCGCGCGUACAUGUUCUCUGCGCCGACGCUAGCCAGCUCGCUGUUCCGCAUUCCCAACUUCUGUGACCCGGACGUCGUCAACGAGAAGCUGGUGGAGCACGACCGGUACAACGAGCUUGUAGACUUCUUCUACGGCAAGCGGCUGCACCGACAGGCGCUGGAGCUGCUCAAGCGGUUCGGCGAGGGCGAGGAGCCAGACGAGCGCGCGCCAUCACUGCACGGCCCGGCCAGGACGGUUGGAUACCUGCAAAACCUGCCGCCCGAGAUGAUCGACCUGAUCCUCGAGUUCAGCGAGUGGGCGUUGCGCCGCGCGCCGGACAUGGCCAUGGAAAUCUUCCUGGGCGACACCGAGAACGCCGAGACGCUGCCGCGCGAGAGGGUCGUGCGCUUCCUGGACGCUAUAGAUACGCGCCUCGAGGUCACAUACCUGGAGCACAUCAUCAACGAGCUGAACGACCUCACACCCGAGUACCAUGAGCGCCUUGUCGAUCUUCUGGUGAAGCAGCUCAAGGGCGCCGACGCGCGGGACGGGCGGGACGCGGAGUGGGAGAGGAACAUGAGCAGGCUGCUUGGGUUCCUCAAGGAGUCGAGGCAGUAUAGCCUGACCAGGGCUUUUACUUUACUCAAGGGUGAUGAUCCAGCUUUCUAUGAAGCUCAGGCUAUUGUCCUGAGCAACAUGGGCGAGGACAGGCAGGCGCUCAUGAUCUACGUCUUCAAAUUGCAGGACUAUCACAAAGCAGAAGAAUACUGCAAUCACGUCCACUUAUCCAAAGAGACACCGACACCAAGGCCGCCGUCCUCGGGGGCGACAGGCCCCGCGGGCACAUUCAAAACACAGAAGCCUUCCCCUGUGUACGAAGAGAAGAAUGAGGACUCAGGCCCAUCCAUCUACCAGACCCUGCUGUCACUGUAUCUCAAUCCCCCGCCGCCACACAAGCCAAACCUCCCGCCGGCGCUCAGCCUGCUAUCCAAGCACGGCUCGAGGCUCCCCGCGGCGUCGACUUUGUCGCUGAUCCCGGACAUGCUGCCGGUGUCGGACCUGGAGUCAUACUUCCAGGGCCGGAUCCGCUCGGCCAACUCGGCCGUCAACGCGAGCCGGAUCAUCGCGGGGCUGCGGCAAACGGAGCUGGUGGCCAGCCAGGCGCUGCUUCUCCUGGGCGACGGGGUGCCGGGCGGGCAGGGCGGGCGCAACCGCAGGGUAAUCAUCAGCGACGAGAGGGUGUGCGGCGUGUGCCACAAGCGCCUGGGCGGCAGCGUCGUCGCCGCGCUGCCCGACAACUCGGUCGUGCACUACGGGUGUCUGAACCGGAGCCAGAGGGCCUUCUCGUCGGCGGCCGCGAGCGUGGGGGCCGGGGCUGGUGCCGGCGAGGGCGUGGGCAUGAGCGAGAGCGUGCGUAAGGCGUCGACCUGGUCUAACGCGCCGGUGAGCACGACGACGGGGCCGUGGAAGACCGGGAGGAGCGGGGGAGGCUGGGGGACGAGUCCGCGGGCAGGAUUUGACGGCUGA
Molecule: messenger RNA, 3468 nt
Organism: Diaporthe citri
Lineage: Eukaryota; Fungi; Ascomycota; Sordariomycetes; Diaporthales; Diaporthaceae
Exons: 4
Coding region: 1-3468 (1155 amino acids)
Biological process (GO): autophagy; endosomal vesicle fusion; vesicle-mediated transport
Cellular component (GO): fungal-type vacuole membrane; cytoplasm
Source: RefSeq, a predicted model, not a curated record